AUGGACAAUGAACUUGUGUACGUUGCUCCAAGAGAUGACUAUCUGGAUGCCCAAACCUCAGAAAUUUCAAUUGACGAUCUGAUGAAAGAGGAGGAACAGAGGAAAAGCACAAGGAAAGAGAAUGGGCAGCAAGUUAAGGAACGAGAGAAGUAUGAAAUGGAGAAAGGAAUUUGUCCCAAGCUCGAUAUGAUGCUCAGGUGGAGGAAGUGUCCAUGUGAAUCACAAGGUCCAAGUCCAAAGGGCAAGGAGAAGAAAUCUUAUGGAUUUAGAUGUCACUAA
Ilex paraguariensis (yerba mate) is the source of this 279-nucleotide messenger RNA. The record is from the annotation of a GenBank genome assembly. Lineage: Eukaryota; Viridiplantae; Streptophyta; Magnoliopsida; Aquifoliales; Aquifoliaceae.